GGAAUGCGAGCAAGAGACAACCUGUACACAUACCUGCAGAAAGCCAUCAGCGAGAAGCUGCAGGGCGGGCAGGACAAGGAGUAUUCAGACGCCCUGGACAUCCUGAUCGAGAGCGCCCGCGAGCAUGGCAAGGAGCUCAGCAUGCAGGAACUCAAGGAGUCGACAGUGGAGCUGAUUUUCGCUGCCUUCGCCACCACGUCCAGUGCGUGUACCUCUCUGGUGUUACAGCUGUUACAGCACCCUGGGGUGUUAGAGAAGCUGCGUGAGGAGCUGGGCCAUCAGGGGCUGGUUCAGGAGGGCUGUCGCUGCCAGGAGACCCUCCGCAUGGACACCAUUGCCCGCCUCAAGUACCUGGACUGUGUCAUUAAAGAGGUGCUUCGCCUGCUGCCCCCUGUGUCCGGGGGUUAUAGGUCAGCACUGCAGACCUUCGAACUCGAUGGCUGCCAGAUUCCCAAGGGAUGGAGCGUAUUGUACAGUAUCCGAGACACCCACGACACGGCGCAGGUGUUCCAGAACGUGGCCGCCUUCGAUCCUGAUCGUUUCGGCGAGGAGAGGGACGAGAACAAGGGCGGACGUUUCAAUUACAUCCCGUUCGGGGGUGGGGUGCGUGGCUGCCUGGGCAAGGAGCUGGCCAAGCUGGUGCUGAAGGUCCUGGGGGUGGAGUUGGCUAUCUCCAGCCGCUUCCAGCUAGCCACACGCUCCCCCCCACGCAUGCAGACCGUCCCCGUCGUCCAUCCCGUGGAUGGACUCAGGGUCCGCUUCUGUGGCCUGGACUCAAACCACAACCAGAUCCGGCCCUCUGGUUCUGAUCCUCUGCUGGGCUCCACCGUGUGA
This is a messenger RNA of Callorhinchus milii (elephant shark), 834 nucleotides long. RefSeq names its product cytochrome P450 26B1 (gene cyp26b1). The record is from RefSeq and is a predicted model, not a curated record. Lineage: Eukaryota; Metazoa; Chordata; Chondrichthyes; Chimaeriformes; Callorhinchidae. Gene Ontology annotation, molecular function: heme binding; oxidoreductase activity, acting on paired donors, with incorporation or reduction of molecular oxygen; iron ion binding. Gene Ontology annotation, biological process: sterol metabolic process.